This is a messenger RNA of Pseudozyma hubeiensis SY62, 3873 nucleotides long. RefSeq lists its product as hypothetical. The record is from RefSeq and is a predicted model, not a curated record. NCBI's taxonomy places the organism in Eukaryota, Fungi, Basidiomycota, Ustilaginomycetes, Ustilaginales, Ustilaginaceae. The coding region runs from base 1 to 3873 and encodes 1290 amino acids. The transcript has a single exon. Gene Ontology annotation, molecular function: nucleic acid binding.
AUGGGCAAGAAGGGCAAUCGCGGCGGCCCACCUAGGGGAGGUCGUGGGGGCGGCGGCGGCGGUGGUCGUGGCAGAGGUCGCGGACGAGGAGGCGCGCACGGCGGCUUCCAGCCAUUUGGCGGCCAAGGACACAUUCUCAGCGGCGCGUCCGCCUCAGACUCAAAAUCCCCCCGCGGUGGCUUUGCAAAUGGCAGGCCAUAUCGUGGUCGCGGUCGCGGAGGUCACCUCUCCGUGUCAGGACAGAAUCGUGUCGGCUUCGACUACUCUGGCAUGUCACGCGGUCGUCGCCACUCCUAUGACGAUGCAGACGACGACGACGAUGACGAUGAUGAGGAGGAUGAGGAUGCGGAUGACGCUGCCGACUUUUCAAUAGAGCCGCCUAAAGGAUACAAGCACAAGAUCAAGCCACAUCUCGAGUCAGACCUUCAUUCGGAUCUGGAAGACGAUAAACCCACUUUGGAAACAUCGCAACAGCAGAACAUCCCAUCUGGCUCUGCAACGCCUCAGCGCGCACUUCCACCUCCUACAGUAUCAGCAAGCAUCCCGAGGCCACGCUUCACUCCGCGAUCCAACGUGCCCACCACAUUCCCCGAAUUCCACACCAGCAGAGGCACUGGUGGCGGCAAGUUCCGCCCACCAGAGGAAACCGAAGACUCUCGAUACCUCGCCGGUAUUCCAGGUCUCCGCAGACAAGAGCGAAGAUCGCGCAAUACGCCUCGCUUUGGCGAUCCGGCCGAUCAGACUCAGAGCUCCUUCCGCGUCCCUGUCACAUUUGUCAAGGCUACUGGCGAGUUUGGCGAUCCGCUCAAGGGCAAUCUGCCUCCGAAGGAUGCCGACGAGGCGAUAGUCGAUCCAGCUGCUCCUGCGGCCCAGGUGACCGACGCACAGCGCCAACAAUCCGGAGAUCCCUCAGCCCCACGUCACGCAGGUCUUGGCUUCUCGAAUCGCUCCAACGCAAAGCCGUCCGUCCCCGGCUCGGAGAGUCACGCAGAGGCUUCCAAAUCGCGAGUCGCAGCUACGCCUUAUGAGCCGCCUCGAGCAGUACCUGCAUUCCCAGACACUUCGAUGCACGGCUUCGAUUUUGACCAACACGACGCCGCCCACGGAGACGACGACGAAGUGAAUGCCUUGCUCGCUGCUUUCCCUGGCUCCAAACAGUUGGCUGAAGGCGAGUCGAUGCUCGAGGAUGACGAUUCCGCGGCCUGGACGCUGCCAGCUUUCCAGCCAGAGGCAGGUAGUACACCGAAAGCGACGGAGCAAGAAUAUACUUCCGCCGUUGUUGCUGAUGCGCAGACAGCAUCGCCUCCCGCAGCGGUGGUCGAACAUUCUCCAGUCCCUGCGAAAUACUCGUCUCGUGUCUCGACGGUUUCUUCGUCCGACGACGAAGAGGAGAUCAUCCUCGUACCCUCGCAAUCGCGAGCUUUGCCUACAGUGGGCACUGAGCCUAUCUCAGCUACCAAGCCUCUCGAAGAAGCAACAACCGAGAUGGCCGCACCGGCCGACACCGUCGCCGAGGCCGUCGAGACAGAAGAGACGGAGCUCGGCUUCGUCAUUGACCUGGAAGGCGAAGAUCCAGCCGCGGUCGCCGAGAAUGCGCAGAUCAGCUCCACCACUUCGACUUCACACCGCAUGGCUCUUGGUGACGCUGUGCCGGCCCGCUCCAGAACCACUGCCAGAACAAAAGCCUCCAAGCGAGGGAAGCCGCGACGCAUUCCGCGGGAGGGCGAUUCAGACCUCGACUGGGGAAGCGAUGGCCCGCCUGGUGGCUCCGACGACGACAAGCACAUGGCUCACGAAGACGACAACCUCGCAGCUGCUGCCGCUGGCAUCUCGAUCACGCGCACCAACAAGGACGCUGAGGUCAUCACCGACCCCAUUCUGGCCAAGGCAAUCCGUGCAGACCGUCACGAAUGGGAGUCUGAAGACGAGGAUGACAACGACAUCAUCAUGGACGUCGCCAAGUCCAGCAAGCGUCGCGGAGGACAGCGCGCCAAGCGCUCGCUCGCCAACCGCGCAGCCGCUUCGCGCAGCGCUGCUCAGCUUUCACGCAGUCGCAAGGCGGAUCAGGAUGCCAUCGUUGCAGAUUACAUGCAAAAUAUCCUCAACCAGGCCGACAACACAUCCGACGACGAUCGUGACGCAGACGAGGAUGAGCUUUUUGCUACAAACGACAUGGUCGUCGAGACCGUCAAUGGUGAUCAACCGUCAGAUGGAGCAGGCAAGGGCAAAGCCAAGGCUCGCCGCUUGUCGAACAAGCUCGACGACAAGACGGACUUGGACGCCAUGAUCCGCUUCAUGAACGGAAUGGAUCCGCAAAAGGGCGGUCGUCAGCUCGGCUUUGGCGAUAUCGAGGACGAGAUUCACAUGGACGAAGUCAAGGAAUGGCUCACCGAGAGCGAGGCUGACAGUGACGAUGAAAAUGAUGAUGACGACGGUGCCGAUCAAAGUCGCGCCAUUGUGGUCGACGUCGACGUUGAUGCCUUUAACACAGACCGUCGCCAAGACGCCGGCGUUGAGGACGAGGAGGAUGAGGAGCUUGCUGACCAGUUACGCAUCAUCCUCGAGGAUGACGAUGAUGAAGAAAGCAGCGAGAUCUUCAGCGAAAGUUCGGACUCCGAAGAGGACGACGACGAUGAUGAUGAUGAUGAUGACGACGACGACGACGACGAUAGCGACGAUGAUGAAGAUGAAGGUAUGUUCCGCGGCAAGAACACGUGGGCCGAUGAGGAUGAAGACUUCAUCCGCGCACUCUCAUCGCAAGUCGGCGGCGCUGGCCUCGGAAGCAACUCCAAGUCCGCGCCCUCGUCUAAACGCCAACAGAAGAAGCUCUUCCACGCUAUCUCGCGUGGCGACUUUUCCGACCUUAUGGACUUGGCAUCCGCGGAGAACGAGAUCGACUCGGACGAUGCUGCCUAUGGCAUGGGUUCCAUCCCCACGGCCCGCAACGGCAAGCGCAAGGGCCGCAAGUUCUCCGCGUCGGAUCUGUGGGCCGAAGAGCUGCAACAGCAGUGGGACAAGGAUCGUGCCAGCAAAGCGACCAAGAAGCAGCAGCGUCUCAUGGAGCGACAGGCUGCUGCGCUCAACCCAUUCCCCAACACGCACGGCAAGGCGGACAGCGGCAGGACCAAGUCCACCAAGAAGCAGGCCAAGCUGGCGCGCAAAGCCGAGAAACGCGAGAUGCGUGCGAGCCUCAAAGCGCAUUCGAACAACGUCGUGUCGGCGAUCAACGCUGCCGGAUCGAUCGAUGCGGUCGACUCUUCUCUGCUCACGUUUGGCGGGAACAGCGUUUCUGGCGACAUCAUGUCGUUGGGACUGGACAAGAGGUUUGCGUUCAACAUGGACGAGCUCAACCAGCAAAUCCAGCAUUUCCUCAACGAAAGAGGUCGCAACACGAUGCGUUGUCAGCCGAUGGACAAGUUUGCCCGUGCCGAGGUGCACGCUCUUGCUGCGGCGUACAACCUGCAGUCCAAAUCCAAGGGGAAAGGGCGCGAUCGAUUCCCUACGCUGAUCAAGACGAGCAAGAGCGGCCUCAACGUCGACUAUCGCAAGGUCAAACGCAUCGUCUACUCGAAUGCCGGUGCUACGUUUGGCAACGAUGCGGGUCGGAGCGAGUUCAAGGACAAGUCGCGGAAGAAGGGCAAAGGCGGCGGUGCAGCGGGAGGCAUGUACGGUGUCGGCGGAGGCACUGUGCCCAAGAACCGGGAAGGAGAAGAGGUCGGAUUCGGUGCUGACAGGAUCGGAGCGGACAACAUCGGUCACAAGCUGCUCGCUGCCAUGGGUUGGACAGAAGGCAGCGGUAUCGGAAGCUCGCAAGGCAUGGCCAAUCCUGUUGCGGCCACGGUCAAGACUUCGCGCGGCGGUCUUGGAUUCUGA